Nelumbo nucifera (sacred lotus) is the source of this 5977-nucleotide messenger RNA. NCBI's taxonomy places the organism in Eukaryota, Viridiplantae, Streptophyta, Magnoliopsida, Proteales, Nelumbonaceae. The record is from RefSeq and is a predicted model, not a curated record.
GUGAAGCUCUAGAUCUCUGCAAUGUCCGGCACCGAGUCAGGCCCUCAGGGGCUGACAAGGAAGUCGUCGCGAAGCGCGACAACGACGACCGUCACCAUGGAGGUCUUUGACAAUGAGGUUGUUCCUCCGAACCUUGCAUCCAUUGCUCCGAUACUCCGUGUCGCGACCGAGAUAGAAGCUGAGAGACCGAGAGUUGCAUAUCUCUGUCGAUUUUACGCAUUUGAUAAAGCUCAUAGAUUGGAUCCAAGCUCGAGCGGUCGUGGUGUUCGACAGUUCAAGACAGCUCUUCUGCAACGAUUAGAGCGGGACAAUGCAUCAAGUCUUGCCUCCAGAGUUAAAAAGAGUGAUGCACGUGAAAUUGAGAGUUUUUAUCAGCAAUACUAUGAACACUACGUCAGGGCCCUGGAUAAAGGGGAGCAGGCAGAUAGAGCCCAACUCGGGAAAGCCUACCAGACAGCUGGAGUGCUUUUUGAAGUGCUAUGUGCCGUUAAUAAGACUGAAAAAGUUGAAGAAGUUGCUCCUGAGAUUAUUGCAGCAGCAAAAGAUGUCCAAGAAAAAACAGAAAUAUAUACCCCCUAUAAUAUUCUUCCACUUGACGCUGCCGGAGCUUCACAAUCUAUCAUGCAGCUUGAGGAGGUUAAGGCAGCUGUGGCUGCUCUGUCAAACAGUCGUGGUUUGAACUGGCCAACUACAUAUGAGCAGCACAGACAGAAAACUGGAGACUUGGACCUUCUUGAUUGGCUAAGGGCUAUGUUUGGAUUUCAGAGAGACAAUGUGAGAAACCAGAGGGAGCAUUUGAUUUUAUUGCUUGCCAAUGUUCAUAUAAGGCUUGUACCUAAGCCUGAGCCUCUCAAUAAGCUUGAUGAGCGAGCGGUUGAUGCAGUUAUGAACAAGGUUUUCAAGAACUAUAAAACAUGGUGUAAAUUUUUGGGACGAAAACACAGUUUACGCCUUCCUCAAGGGCAACCUGAAGUCCAGCAGCGGAAGAUACUCUACAUGGGUCUAUAUCUUCUUAUCUGGGGUGAAGCAGCUAAUGUUCGUUUUAUGCCAGAAUGUAUAUGCUACAUUUUUCAUAAUAUGGCAUAUGAACUCCAUGGUCUAUUAGCUGGAAAUGUCAGCAUUGUGACUGGUGAAAACAUCAGACCUUCUUAUGGUGGAGAUGAUGAGGCAUUUCUCAGAAAGGUCAUAACACCAAUAUAUCGUGUGAUAGAGAUGGAAGCAAAAAAGAGCAAAAAUGGAAAAGCCCCUCAUUCAGCUUGGUGUAACUAUGACGAUCUAAAUGAAUAUUUCUGGUCAGCUGGCUGCUUCUCUCUGGGAUGGCCUAUGCGUGAUGAUGGUGAUUUCUUUAAGUCAACGCGCAACACAACACAGGGAAACCAAACAUCUCAUACAAAAUCUGAAAGAACAGGCAAGUCAAAUUUUAUUGAGACCAGAACAUUUUGGCACAUCUUUCGAAGUUUUGAUCGUAUGUGGACCUUCUACAUACUGGCUCUGCAGGCAAUGUUGAUCGUUGCAUGGCGUGGUCGUUCACCAAUGGAUAUAUUAUUCCAAAGGAAGAUCUUACAUUCUGUUUCUAGUAUUUUUAUUACAGCAGCCUUUCUACGUUUCCUUCAGAGUAUUUUGGACCUUGUUUUGAACUUCCCUGGGUACCAUAGGUGGAAAUUUACUGAUGUGAUGAGAAACAUUCUCAAGGUCGUAGUUAGUCUUGCAUGGCUUAUUAUCCUUCCACUAUGUUACUUACAAUCCUUCAAAGUCACUCCUCAGCAAAUUAAGAGCAUGUUGACAUGGGCACAUCAUGUAAAGGGAAUACCACCUUUAUAUAUCAUUGCUGUGGUUAUAUACCUUCUUCCCAACUUACUAGCAGGGGCUUUAUUUAUUUUCCCUAUGCUUCGACGGUGGAUUGAAAACUCGGACUGGCAUAUCAUAAGGUUUCUUUUAUGGUGGUCACAGCCAAGGAUUUAUGUUGGAAGGGGAAUGCAUGAAAGUCAGUUUCAACUUAUCAGGUAUACUCUAUUUUGGGUGCUGCUUCUGUGUUGCAAAUUAUCAUUCAGCUACUAUGUCCAGAUAAAACCUUUAGUGAAGCCAACAAGAGAUAUAAUGAAUGUUCAUCAUGUUAGAUAUGCUUGGCAUGAAUUUUUUCCUAAUGCUCCAUACAACUUUGGUGCUGUUGUCUCCCUCUGGGCUCCCGUAAUUUUGGUUUAUUUUAUGGAUACUCAAAUCUGGUAUGCUGUUUUCUCAACCUUGUAUGGUGGCUUUACUGGAGCUUUUGAUCGUCUUGGAGAGAUACGAACUCUGGGCAUGCUACGGUCAAGGUUCCAAUCUUUACCUGGAGCUUUCAAUGCAUGUUUGGUGCCUUCUGAUAAGGUCGAGAAAAGGGGAUUUUCUUUAUCAAGGCGUUUCGCUAAGGUUUCAGCAAGCAAGAGAACUGAAGCUGCAAAGUUUGCUCAACUAUGGAAUGAAGUGAUAUGUAGUUUUCGUGAGGAAGACCUUAUAAAUUAUAGGAAAGGCCUCUGAAUUCAGGAGAUGGAUCUGUUGCUAGUCCCUUAUUCAUCAGAUCCUAGUUUGAAAUUAAUACAAUGGCCACCCUUUUUACUUGCUAGCAAGAUCCCAAUAGCUUUGGAUAUGGCAGCUCAAUUUCGAUUCCGUGACUCUGACCUUUGGAAGCGUAUAUGUGCUGAUGAAUAUAUGAAAUGUGCUGUUAUUGAAUGCUAUGAAUCUUUCAAGCAUAUCCUUGAUGUUUUGGUUGUUGGGGAGAAUGAGAAAAGGAUAAUUGGUAUUAUCAUAAAAGAGAUUGAAGGUAACAUUUCAAAGGGCACAUUUCUUACUAAUUUCAGAAUGAGUUCUCUACCUACUCUUUGCAAGAAAUUUGUGGAGCUUGUGGGGAUCUUGAAAGAUGGAGAUCCAUCUAAGCGAGAUACAGUAGUAUUAUUGCUGCAGGACAUGUUAGAAGUAUUUACUCGUGAUAUGAUGGUGAAAGAGAUUCAUGAGUUGGUAGAACUUGGUCAUAGUAACAAGGAUGCAGUCCCCAGAAGACAACUGUUUGCUGGCACUGAUCCAAAACCUGCCAUAAUGUUCCCUCCUGUAGUUACUGCACAAUGGGAAGAACAGAUAAAACGUCUGUAUCUCCUUCUGACGGUAAAAGAGUCAGCCAUGGAUGUCCCAUCCAACCUUGAAGCACGCAGAAGGAUUGCCUUUUUUUCAAAUUCUUUAUUCAUGGAUAUGCCACGUGCACCACGUGUCCGUAAGAUGCUCUCAUUCAGUGUUAUGACUCCAUACUAUAGUGAGGAGACACUCUAUUCUAAAAGUGACCUUGAACUGGAAAAUGAAGAUGGUAUAUCUAUCAUCUUCUACCUACAGAAAAUCUUCCCAGAUGAGUGGAAUAACUUCAUUGAGAGGCUCAAUUGUAAAGGAGCAAGUGAGGUUUGGGAAAAUGAAGAGAACAUUUUGCAGCUUCGUCACUGGGUCUCAUUGAGAGGACAAACACUCUGCAGAACAGUUAGAGGGAUGAUGUACUACCGAAGGGCUUUGAAGCUUCAGGCUUUUCUUGACAUGGCUUCUGAAAGUGAGAUUUUAGCAGGUUACAAGGCAGUUACAGUUCCAUCAGAGGAAGAGAAGAAGAGCCAGAGAUCCCUAUAUGCUCAGCUAGAAGCUGUAGCUGACAUGAAAUUCACAUAUGUUGCAACAUGUCAGAACUAUGGGAAUCAGAAACAAUGUGGAGAUCGCCGUGCAACAGAUAUUUUAAACUUGAUGGUUAACAACCCAUCUCUUCGUGUAGCAUAUAUUGAUGAAGUUGAAGAAAGCGAAGGUGGUAGGGUACAUAAGGUCUAUUAUUCUGUGUUAGUCAAAGCUGUUGAUAAUCGUGACCAGGAGAUCUACCGUAUAAAGUUGCCGGGUUCAGCAAAGAUAGGGGAAGGGAAGCCUGAAAAUCAGAACCAUGCUAUAAUUUUCACUCGAGGUGAAGCUCUUCAAACCAUUGAUAUGAACCAGGACAAUUACUUGGAAGAAGCUUUUAAAAUGCGCAAUCUUUUGGAAGAAUUCAAUGAGGAUCAUGGAGUGCGUCCAGCUACCAUUCUAGGUGUUCGUGAACAUAUAUUUACUGGAAGUGUGUCUUCUUUAGCUUGGUUUAUGUCCAACCAGGAAACCAGUUUUGUUACCAUUGGUCAAAGAGUUCUUGCAAGACCUUUGAGGGUUCGAUUUCACUAUGGUCAUCCAGAUGUGUUUGAUAGAAUCUUCCACAUAACCCAAGGUGGCAUAAGUAAGGCUUCUAGAGGCAUUAACUUGAGUGAGGACAUCUUUGCUGGUUUUAAUUCAACACUAAGACGUGGGAACAUUACCCACCAUGAGUACAUCCAGGUUGGAAAGGGGCGAGAUGUUGGGCUCAACCAAAUCUCACUAUUUGAAGCAAAAGUUGCCUGUGGCAAUGGGGAGCAGAUACUCAGCCGGGAUAUCUAUCGGCUAGGCCACCGAUUUGAUUUCUUCCGUAUGCUGUCAUGUUAUUUUACAACAGUCGGGUUUUAUUUCAGCUCAUUGAUGGUUAUACUUAUAGUCUAUGUUUUCUUAUAUGGUAAGCUUUACUUGUCGUUGAGUGGAUUGGAGAAAUCAAUAAUUAGGUAUGCAAGGUCCAGGGGAGACGAUCCUCUUAAGGCAGCAAUGGCAUCACAGUCCCUUGUUCAGAUAGGUCUACUGAUGACCUUGCCCAUGGUCAUGGAAAUUGGACUAGAGAGAGGUUUCAGAACUGCACUAGGUGACAUAAUAAUCAUGCAGCUUCAGCUCUGUGCUGUAUUCUUUACUUUCUCUCUUGGGACAAGAGGCCAUUAUUUUGGGCGUACAAUCUUGCAUGGGGGUGCCAAGUACAGAGCCACUGGGAGAGGCUUUGUGGUGCGUCAUGAAAAGUUUGCAGAGAAUUACAGGAUGUAUUCAAGGAGUCAUUUUGUUAAAGGAAUAGAGCUAACGAUAUUGCUGAUAGCAUAUGAGAUUUAUGGAGCUGCAACUACUGAUUCUGCUUCUUAUAUGCUUCUUACAAGUUCAAUGUGGUUCUUGGUGGUUUCUUGGUUGUUUGCCCCAUUCCUUUUUAAUCCUUCAGGUUUUGAGUGGCAAAAGAUAGUGGAGGAUUGGGAAGAUUGGACUAAGUGGAUAAGCAGCAGAGGUGGUAUUGGUGUGCCAGCAAACAAGAGCUGGGAGUCAUGGUGGGAUGAGGAACAGGAACACCUACAGUAUACUGGGCUCAGUGGACGGUUCUGGGAGAUUGUUCUUUCUCUACGUUUCUUUAUCUACCAGUAUGGAAUUGUAUACCAACUUCAUGUGUCCGCCAACAAUAAAAGCAUCAUUGUCUAUGCUUUGUCCUGGAUAGUCAUUUUGGCCGUGAUGAUCAUCUUAAAGAUUGUAUCCAUGGGUAGGAAGAAGUUUAGUGCAGAUUACCAGUUGAUGUUUAGACUUCUCAAGUUGUUCCUGUUUAUUGGGUCUAUAGUAACUCUGGUCAUCCUGUUUACAUUCCUUAGACUCACAGUAGGAGACAUCAUAGCCAGCCUAUUGGCCUUCAUGCCGACAGGAUGGGCAAUUUUGCAGAUAUCGCAAGCAUGUAAGCCAGUGAUGAAGGCAUUAGGGUUGUGGGGUUCUGUCAAAGCUCUAGCAAGGGGGUAUGAGUACAUGAUGGGUGUCCUGAUCUUUGCGCCAGUGGCCAUUCUUGCAUGGUUCCCAUUCGUAUCAGAGUUCCAGACAAGGUUGCUCUUCAACCAAGCAUUUAGUCGAGGACUACAGAUUUCACGCAUUCUGGCUGGAGGAAAAAAGCAGAACUGAAAUUUGUAGAGUGAUAUAAAGAGAUAGGUAGAUAGAUAGCUAGAGAGAGAGAGAGAGAGAGCAUGUUGGCAUAUGGCUACGGGAUUUUGCGAAUAGUGUCUAUAAAUCUGUAUGUGGAUAAUUUCCUUACAGUCCAUGCUCUAAAGCGAACUAACCUGUAGAUUGUUUUGGAUCUUGUUGA